UCUGGCAUGGAUUCCAUGACGAAGCAUCCAACGGACCUUACUAAUGGUGUGCUUGUAUCUAAGAAGCAAAGAGCAUUAGUUCACAAGACAGCAGACGCAUAAUUUGUCUGGACUGACUGGGUCUCUAGCAGAUGUCCGUGAUUUGCAUCAUCAUAGAACAUAAACUUUUGUUUAGUUUAAAGCUCUCAUAAAGCGAAAUGAUUUUUUUUCUGUUAGCCUUAGAAAAAUUUACUCGAACUUAUUUAUUCCAAAUUGCACUCAAAAUCAUUUGAUUACCUACUCAACUGGAACGAUAAUGUGUUGGUUUUUGGAUUUUACAGUGAACGUUUUGCAGCUCUUCUACUUCAUUCAGUCGCUUUCGUUGUACCUUUAUAGGCCCUUUCAAUUAAGUGUUCCGUGCUUAAAAUUUUUGUUGUUGUUGUUGUUGUCUCCAGGAUGGCACUGUCAUUAUUUCCUGUAUUUUCGUGAUAAAAAGUUAAACAAAUGUGCUGCUUUCACUCAUUUUCACCGACAGACCCUUUUCCGGCGAAACAUUUUAAACUAAGCUACUCUUGCCGCAUUCAUUUUCCGUAUACGGAGAAACACAGGUAUAAUGGCUGGUAACCGUUAUUUAGUGCAUGAACCAAUCAGAAAGCUUGAAAAGCGUCAACAGAGAUAUAGAAUUUGAUGAAGUAAGGCAUACACACACCGAUGGAAAAUUAAGGCGAAAACUUUGCAAGGAACAUGAAUCUUAUUGCUGAUUUUUCCAAGAAAGAGAAACGAAGCGCCAGGAAACAAUACGAACUGAUAAACACGAUAAGAGUUGAACACUGACUUAAAAAAAAUCAAAAAUCAAGUUCAAAACGUAUAUACGAAGCGUGACUAAAUGUGGUUAAUGGCGAUAGUGCGACCGUGACAGUUAUAUUAACCCUCAUUUAAGCUGAAUGGAAGAAAUCACGAAAUUUGGGAAAAAUCACUAUUUAAUUUUUUGUUCGCUGUUACAACAUUCUCGCCACUUGCAGUUGAUUUGAUUAGGUCAAAAGUUAUAAUAUUUCCGUUAGUCUAAACUAAAAAGGUAUCAAAUAAUUUCUUAUAGUUUCCUGGAAACAGAUGGCUAUUACAAGACCAUAACAACAGAAUAUAUUAUCUAAUCAUGACUAGAUUGAGCCAAUUCGAGAUUAAGAGUGAAUUCACGAUAUCUUUUAAUUAUCAGUCAGAAUCUUUGAUUUGCAACAGUAUGCUAUAACUUCGUACGACAGUUCUAUGUUCAGCGAUAACAGUAACGAGAGAGUCCGAAACAUUUUUAGUUCACUAAUUUUUAUCAUACAGACUUCCAUUGUGUAGUAAAUGUUGUGGCACUGUUUUGUAGUGUAACAUUGUUUUAAAGCUAAGCGUAACAUCUGUAUGUGAAUUUUUUUAUCAGGUUGUUGAUCUAGAGUCAUGGCACAUGAUGGUUACAAGAAGAUCCCCAGCGAUGACGAGGCAGAAAAAGUCAGCUUUGUGUCUCUUCUUCUCUUUCAAUGGAUGAACAGUGUCUUCAAGACAGGCAGUGAACGACCUUUGGAUGAAAAUGACUUUUUACCUCUUUCAAACGAGAACACUACCUCGUCAGUAACAGAACGUCUCCAAACAAAAUGGAACGACGAGAUAACAAAAUCCAAAAGAAAAGAGACGAAGCCAAAACUCUGGAAAAGUAUCUUCAUGAUGCUCUCUAUUAAGGAAGUCCUCUUUGUGGCUUUCACUGGUGUUUUGUGGGUAGUUUCCUGCUUUCUUUCACCAUUGUUUCUCGGAUAUCUGGUUACCAUGCUAAUUUCAGGCGAACAACAAGAAGAUAAUCUUCUCUACGGUUGCGCAUUAGCAGUGGCUAUGGGUAUUAACGCGUUGGUUGGUUGUUUCGCUAUGCAUCAUUUUUCCUACCAAUGUGAACUACAGGGUAUUAGAAUCAGUAGCGCCAUAAAAGGUCUAGUUUACAGAAAGACACUUCUCCUCGACAAGCGUGCAUUGUCCAGAUUUUCAAGAGGCCUCGUGAUUGACCAUGUAUCAAAUGAUGUUCAGCGAAUGGAGGAGGCAGCCCUUUGGUUUAGUGCAGUAAUUAUCUCCUUGCCUAAAACCGUGGUAGCGACGUUUUUGCUCUGGCAUUUGAUUGGUUGGCAAGCUCUUAUCGGCGUGAUCUUUUUGUGUUUUCUCACACCAUACUACGCCUUGAUGUCCUCUUUUAGUGCGGUACUACGCCUGCGCACAGCAGCGCAAUCUGACCAGCGAAUUUCCUUGAUGACAGAGGUAGUUUCUGGAAUCCGCUCUAUUAAGACGCAUGGCUGGGAGGACAAAUACCGGGUGAAGACAGAAAUUAUACGAAGGUAGGAAGACAAACAUUUGUGAUGUUACUGUUAAAAUGUUUCUAAUCAAUAACCCUUUAAGAGUGCCUGCCUGUAAAAAUCAGACAAAUUCCUAAUUUCGCGGCAAGGGUCGCCGAAAAUGCGAUUUCGCUCAUAUUCUUAUGGUAGAUAGGCUAGGGCAUGACAAAAACUACUGAAUAGCUUUUUUGGGAAAACAUCCUUCUAUUUCAAAGAAAUAUGCAAAUUACCAAAUUCCGUUAAAAUCGUCAUU
Molecule: messenger RNA, 2586 nt
Organism: Orbicella faveolata
Lineage: Eukaryota; Metazoa; Cnidaria; Anthozoa; Scleractinia; Merulinidae
Product: ATP-binding cassette subfamily C member 4-like
Biological process (GO): transmembrane transport
Cellular component (GO): membrane
Molecular function (GO): ATP binding; ABC-type transporter activity; ATP hydrolysis activity
Source: RefSeq, a predicted model, not a curated record